Messenger RNA from Schizophyllum commune H4-8, 1116 nucleotides. RefSeq lists its product as uncharacterized. The record is from RefSeq and is a predicted model, not a curated record. The coding region runs from base 41 to 1063 and encodes 340 amino acids. The transcript has 8 exons. Lineage: Eukaryota; Fungi; Basidiomycota; Agaricomycetes; Agaricales; Schizophyllaceae.
CUGAGACAGUGUGUGAGCCCGCUCGCAUGCGUCUGCCCCCAUGUCCGCCCGCCUGGGCACUUGCAAGGCGUUGGCAUCGAAAGUGGCUGGGUAUGCCGUAGGCUAUGGGAUUUUGCUCACUUUAUGCAUCGUCGCUCUUUCCAUGUUUGCACGUCGCACGUCGACAGGAUGCUUUCUCCCCAUAGCCACCGCCGCCAUAUUUCUCUCGUCGACGAUCUGGCUUGCUCUUAACUUUCGGGUUGCUGUCCUCACAUGCCUGGGGGAGACGCCGAGCAUUAUGUCGCGAGUCGCGAGGCUCAACAUUGCCUAUGUCGUAUUCUUCCGAAUAACCUACGUGCUUUCUGACGCCGUCGUGGUGUGGCGCGCAUGGGUCCUGUGGCCGGGGAGCAGGAUGAUAAAGGCAAUUCUCUCGCUGUCUAUGCUGGGGACCAUAGCGGGUAGUAUUGCUGAAGCUGUCCUGAUCAGCAUCAGCUCGAAAGAGACCGUUACCACAGUGACGCCGCCAGGAUCAGUCCUCUGGCCGCGCUUUCUGCUCUCCACGCUGCCUAUCAUCAUAACGAACAUCAUCGCUACUGGCAUAACCGCGGCCAAAGUCUGGGACUACCGGACCAAUGUCAAGUCUUCUUUGCCACAGAAGAGCGCGCCUGUCCGGGUGAUGAAGAUCCUAUUGCUGUCCGUUGAAUCGGGACUUCUGUAUGCUACUUUCUGGAUCACCACCUUUCUUGUUGGAGUUGCCGACUUACCAGCUGCAUAUGGAUUGACUAAUCCAUAUGCCCCUGGCGCGGUCAUGUCCAACAUCUUACCUUCUAUCGCGGCUAUAUAUCCCCUCAUCAUCGUCAUAUCCUCGACCGCUCAAGCCUGCCCCUCGCAUACCAUCGGUACCUUGCUGCUUUCCCGUCUUCGCUUUACGAGGCGACGACGGCCCAUGCGUAUAAACUCAAAUGUUCUGAACAUCACUUCCGACCCGGAUGAUAGCUACGACGAGGUCGUGUCCUCGUUGGUCGCGCGUCCGGGGCCAGAUAGAUAUCGCGCUACCAUCUCCGACCACACUGAGCAACGCUAACUUAUAUACUGUAUGUAUCAUAUCGAGCAAUUGUUAUCGGGUCUCUUGCGUUC